Molecule: messenger RNA, 5662 nt
Organism: Conger conger (European conger)
Lineage: Eukaryota; Metazoa; Chordata; Actinopteri; Anguilliformes; Congridae
Gene: slco3a1a
Product: solute carrier organic anion transporter family member 3A1a
Exons: 10
Coding region: 531-2645 (704 amino acids)
Biological process (GO): transmembrane transport; sodium-independent organic anion transport; prostaglandin transport
Cellular component (GO): membrane
Molecular function (GO): protein binding
Source: RefSeq, a predicted model, not a curated record
GAUUCCACGUAGUAGUGAGGAAGCGGUAGCGAGAGGCGGUUCAUGCACACGCACCCGUCAUACAGACCCCGAACACGGACGCAGUGGCGAGCUGCGUGUAGAUCUUUAUCUUCAAGGGUAGUCGGAAUAUAGAAAGGUCGAAAACUAUGUCAUUCAUCCAAAAAUUAUCCGCCGUUCUACAUUCUCAUAUAACCGCAAGAAGCCCGCUGGGGGAGUUCAUAUGUUUCUCCGCGUCUUCCUCUUCAUCGUCGAAGCGGCAAUGUGUAGGACCCGUCGAAGGGCAGCGCGUUGGAGGCUCUCUGUAGAUUUACAGUCCUUGUGAGUAGAUAUAGCUGUAUGAACAGUGGACGUAGCAGAGGGUGAAAACGGUGCGCGACACAGAGCCAGACAGUGCCACAGACACGCUUCGUAGAGCACUGAAGCGGGGGUCUUUUAUGUUUACCCACGAGCUGUUUUUCUCUCUGUUCUCUGUCUGUCUUUCGUUUAACGCCGAAAUACCGAGUGACCGGCGCUAAGCACGUUAUACAAGCAUGCAGGUGAAAAAGCAGAGAUGUUCGGAUGGGCGCACCGGAGACGGCCAGCGAGAUGACAGCCAGAAAAAGUCUUCAUGCUUCUCAAAUAUUAAGAUAUUCUUAGUAUCGGAAUGUGCCCUGAUGUUGGCCCAGGGGACGGUCGGAGCCUACCUGGUGAGCGUCCUGACCACGCUGGAGCGGCGCUUCAACCUGCAGAGCGCGGACGUGGGCGUGAUCGCCAGCAGCUUCGAGAUCGGGAACCUGGCGCUCAUCCUGUUCGUCAGCUACUUCGGGGCCAAGGCCCACCGGCCGCGCCUGAUUGGCUGUGGCGGGAUCGUCAUGGCGCUGGGGGCGCUGCUCUCCGCCCUCCCGGAGUUCCUGGCGCACCAGUACGAGUUCGAGGCCGGCGAGACGUGGCGGGCGGAGGAGGGGAGGGACGUGUGCUCCAACAGCUCGCGGACGGACGGGCGAGACCCCGGCUUCCUGUGCGGGAACCGCGCCAACACCAACAUGAUGUACCUGCUGCUGAUAGGGGCCCAGGUGCUGCUGGGGAUCGGGGCCACGCCGGUCCAGCCGCUGGGGGUGUCCUACAUCGAUGACCAUGUGCGGAGGAAAGACUCUUCUCUCUACAUAGGUAUUCUGUUCUCCACGCUGGUGUUCGGACCUGCCUGUGGGUUCAUCCUGGGCUCUCUCUGCACAAAAUUCUACGUGGAUGCGGCCUUCAUCGACACCAGGAUAGGUAAGCUGGACCUGACCCCGGACGACCCCCGCUGGAUCGGAGCCUGGUGGGGCGGCUUCCUCCUGUGCGGGGCUCUGCUCUUCUUCUCGGCCCUCUUCAUGUUCGGCUUCCCGCAGUCGCUGUCCGGCCUGGACGAGGAGGACGGCGGGGCGGAGAGCGAGCAGGCCAUGCUGCCCCCCGAGCCCCUGGACCAGGACUACGAGGGCUCCAAGCCCAGCAACGGCGUCCUGCGUCACCACCAGCCCGACGACGGGCCCACCUGCUGCCAGCAGCUCCGAGUGAUCCCCAAAGUGACCAAACACCUUCUCUCCAACCCGGUGUUCACCUGUAUUAUCCUGGCGGCCUGCAUGGAGAUCGCUGUCGUCGCUGGCUUUGCUGCUUUCCUGGGGAAGUACUUGGAGCAGCAGUUCAACCUCACCACCUCCUCAGCCAAUCAGCUACUGGGCAUGACGGCCAUCCCGUGCGCUUGCCUGGGGAUCUUCCUCGGGGGGCUGCUGGUAAAGAAGCUCAAUCUUUCGGCCCUGGGGGCCGUGCGCAUGGCCAUGUUGGUCAACCUGGUCUCCACGGCCUGCUACGUCUCAUUCCUGUUUCUGGGCUGUGACACGGGGCCUGUUGCCGGGGUGACCGUCGCCUACAGCAACGAGACCCUGAAUGUGGGGCAGAAGCCCAUGGCUGCGUGCAUGAACCACUGUAACUGCUACACCGCGUCCGUCAGUCCCGUCUGCGGCUCGGACGGAGUCACCUACCUGUCAGCCUGCUUCGCCGGCUGCACCCGCGCCAAUCUGACGGGGUGCGCCUGCAUCUCGGGGGACCCGGAGGAGGCCAAGGCUAUGCCGGGGAAGUGCCCCAGCCCUGGCUGCCAGGAGGCCUUCCUCAUCUUCCUCUGCGUCAUCUGCGCCUGCAGCAUGAUCGGAGCCAUGGCCCAGACGCCUUCUGUUAUCAUCCUCAUCAGGACUGUGACUCCAGAGCUGAAAUCGUACGCGCUUGGAGUUCUGUUUCUUCUGCUGCGACUGCUGGGUUUCAUCCCCCCUCCCCUGAUCUUCGGUGCGGGGAUCGACUCAACGUGCCUGUUCUGGAGCACGGUGUGCGGGGAGAAGGGGGCCUGCAUGCUGUACGACAACGUGGCCUACAGGCACCUGUACGUCAGCAUCGCCAUCGUCCUGAAGGCCGUGGCCUUCCUGCUCUACGCCACCACCUGGCAGUGCUUGCGCAAGAACUACAAGAAGUACAUCAAGAACCACGAGGGAUACCUGACCCCCACCGAACUCUUCGCCUCCAACCUCACGCUGGACAACGUGGGGAAGGAGCUCGGCCAGAACCCGGCAAACAGGACAAAGUUUAUAUACAGCCUGGAGGAUCACGAGUGGUGUGAGAACAUGGAGUCUGUUUUAUAGUGGAAACACCCAACGGGAGGACUACCUGCUGUAUGCACGCACACGCACGCGCGCACACACACACAUGCACACACUCACACACACGCGCAUACAUAUAUAGUGAGUGUGAGUGCGUUAUAAAAAUUCUCUUGAAGGAUCUUCAUGUUUCUUUAUUCUUUUUUUUAAAAGGAUAGAACAUUUUGAUGUCCUUUUGAGGCCCUGGAAGACUGUUAAAUAUGUCUUGAUCCAAAUCCAAGGAGAUUUAAUUGGGGUCCACUUUUUGUUUUUUGUUUUGUUCGUUUGUUUGUUUUUAAAUCGGAUACUGUAUCUGCAAGGUUGAUGGGCAGGGUUAGUGGUUUCUGCUGCGGUUGACACUGGUCAGCAGCUAUUAGUUGCCUCCCAAUCCAGUAUGCGAUUGGUUCUGUUGAAUCACGUGGGUUUGAAUCAGCUGUUGAUUCCUUACCUCUUAUUUAAACAGUUGCUUUGUUAUUUAAACUGUUGUCUGAAACCGUUAAAGCUGCCAUUUUAUUUUCAUGUGUGCAUAUGAAUGGCUUUUUUAUGUACAGUACUAGAUUAUGGAUUCAGACAGAAUAUCAGCCUUUUUCUGAGAACCAUUAUAUCAGCAGAUAUUGCACAGGAAGUGUCUUGGGAAGUUGGUUAUUUCUCCUGUUUUUGAAUGUACUGUCAGCAUCAUAUUUUUUCAAUCAUUUCAACUGUUAUAAUGUCAGAACCAUUUCUAAAAUGUUUAAAGAGAUAGUACAGUGCAGUCCGUACACAGUUGUUUUUUGGCUCUGUACUCCAUCACAUUGGAUCUGAAAAUAAUUAAUAUAAAGAGUUAAUAUGAUGUUAAAGUGCAGGGUUAUUAUAUCCAUAUUGGGUGGUUGAUGUAGGAAUUAAAGUCCUUUCUUCACAUCGUUCCCACAUUUUGGGGGACCAAAUGUAAGUGUACAAGUAAACAUAGACUUAAAUAAAGUCAUAUUAUUUAGUACUUGGUUCUAAAUCCUUUGCAUUCAAGGACUACCUGGUGUCUAUGACCCAUAGACAUCGCCAGGCGCUGGCUAACUUCCCUGGUGAUGCUCUGCCAGGCCUGUACUGCAGCCCUCUUCAGUUCCUUUUUGUUACAGAGCGCUUUGUCCUCAGCACGUGAAAUGCAUGUGAAAUUGGAUUCAGGUCAGGUGGUUGACUUGGCCAGUCCAUUCCACUUUUGGGCCCUGAAAAGUCAUUGGUUGCCUUAGCAGUGUUUGGAGUCUGCUGAAAAGGGCCAAUGAGUUUGGAUGCAUUUGGUGGAUUUGAGCAGGUAUGUUUCUGUAUAGUUCAGAAUUAUUCCUGCUGCGGCUAUCAUCAUGUUGUCAUAUCAUCAGAAAAGACCAGUGAGCCCAUUCCUGUGGCAGGACUACCAUUACCAUGAUUCACAGAUUAGGGUUUAUAUCAUGACCGGUUCCUUUCUUUCUCCACACUGACCUCAUUCUAUAACUUUUGGUACAGGGUAAAAGUAAUCUCAUCUGCUUUUAAUGUACAUUUCUAUCAAACUCUAACCUGGUCCUUGAGGUUACCUGUGGUUUGCAUGUUGCAGUGAAGCCUCCGAGGUUAUGCUGGUGUCAUCUCCUCUUUAUGGUAGUAGAUACAUAUGUAGGUACCUACAUCCUGGAGAGCGUUCUUUAUUUCAUUGUGACAGUUGAAAAUGGUUUCUCUUCACAAUGGAAAAUAUUAUUUGGUCAUCCACUGAAGUAGUCUUCCAUGGUCUAACAGGUUGUUUGCUAUUGCUGAGCUCAACACUGCAUUCCUCGUGAGAAUGUACCAUACCAAACAGUUCAUUUUGAGACAUUUUUUUCAUCAUGGUCUGCUUUAAUGGCAUUGACACGUAUUUGAUCCUUAUGUUGAGAGACAACAGACUCCAAGUGCAAAUUCCACACCUAGAAUUAACUUUAGACUUUUUUUGAGCUUUCUAGUGCAUGAAGUAAGGAUGCAACAACACACAGCUGAAUCGGCUUAGCAGCCGAUUGUCCGAUUACUUUUGGUCCCCUAAAACAGGGGACUAUGUAUAAAUUCCAAGACAGAUAAUCCAAUGUGGAUGCCAAUUCCCUGAAAUUAAACCAAACAGUCUAAUCUUUAGACACUUUAAUUGCAUAUGUGCUGGGGUGCAGAGCCAAAACAACAGAAAAUUGUUGUCACUGUCGAAAUACUUAUGGACCGUACUGUAUAUCUUAUUUCUUCAUCAUGUGGACUUGGCUUUGGGCAUUUUAUAUAUUUUUAAAGACUUUUCGUUUUUUUUUUUUUUUAAGGGUGCAGUAAAGCUAUGAGAUAAAUUAUGUUAAUCUUCUUCACAUGCUUUAUUAAUCCCUUAAAUGUCUUAAUUGUUUUUGUUUUACUCAUGGAAAUAUGAUAUUUAUAUACUUUGCAAUUUAUUUCUACUUUGGCACCAGGAAGUGGAAAAGCAGACAUUGCUCAGAGCUGUUGCCGUUUACGUCAAUGAUAUGGUUGUUAGGGAAGUAAUCUGUCAGAAAAUUUUUUUUUUUUUCAGUAAUUCCUCAAGCAAAAUAAUGCAGAAUGAAAUGUAUAUAUAUUUUUUUAUUCAUCAGCUUAAAAAAAUGUUUUAAGAAAACAUUCUACUCUUGGAUAAUAAUGUAUGGCAGUAAUAUUAAAUAUACUAUAUGAUGCAUAAAUUGUAACGGACAUCACGUAGAAUACAGAACCAUAAAAUCCGCUAUAUUUCAUAGGAAAAAUGAGGGGCACUUUUCAGUGGUUGAGAAGACUAAAGUAUUGCUCUUAUACAAUGAAUAAAGACAGAUUUUAACUUACAAGUCUGCAGAAUCUGCAUGUCGGGAACCUAAAAAGAAACAAGCAGUGUUGUUUUACGGAGGUUAUUAUUUCACACAAGGUUCAUUCAUGAGUAUCAGAGUAAGGCUCGGUAAUGCGCUGUGUCUCAUCGAGAGAGGUGUGUCUUCAGUAAACUCUGUGUCCUUGUUCUCACACUUUUUGUAUCGCAAAAGACAGACAUUUAUACUACUCUGCAAAUAAAUUAUUUUUCAGAAAAUCCA